AGACCUCCAUUACGGAUAGUCAAACUUCAUUACACCAUCUGUCAAAUCUACAUAUUAUUACAACAACAUAUUUACAUCACCCAUGCUCCCCUGCACUCUCAACAUUGGAAAAAGAAUCUCACUUUCUCUCUCUAUCUCUAUCUGCAUCCUCCUCUGUUCCUAAUGAACACCACACCCAUUUUAGCUCUCGUGUCUUCUAACCCUUUAACUGCCCCCACAUUAAGGGUGUUCAACGAAACCCCUCGUGAACUCCAUGUAAAAAGAUCUCAGAUUUAAUGAACCUAACGGGUCGCUUGCAACUUUGCCUCUAAUUCAGAACCAGAUCAUGACCGGAGUUGUUCGUGAUCGGAUACUUAAAGAUGCGAAUGGUAAUAUUCGUGAUCAUCUACGCAACCAUAUCCAUUUAACAAACUGUAUUCACGUGAAAAAUCAUAUGCACAAAACUAGCCCCAUGAUGACCGAUCGGUCCCUUAUUAGGGACCUUGUCGUUCUUCAAAGGUCGCGAUCUUUAAGGGAUCCAUCCAUGAGCCCACCCCCAUUUCCGUCAUCUCCUGCCCUUGACCCGUUACCAAAACGUGCGGAGAAAGAUGGCGGUGCUGGUGGUGGUAGAAGGCGGUCUGUUGGUUUAUCCGCCAACUUGUCGUCAAAUGUGGGCACGGGUGACGAGGUUCAUAGAAGAAUUAAAAAAGAAGAAUCGAGCAGGAGGAGUUUUAAAGACGAUUCUCGAUUAGAUGCCGCCACUUUGGCUAGUGAUAUUUAUCCGGGAAGUUCCGAUGAUAAACAUAAACAAGAGGAUCAUGUCAAUGCCAUUUCUCAGCAAGUAAUCCCGAUCGGUAGUGACAAUGUAGCUUCAUCACACAAUCGUUUACAUAGUCGGGUCAAAAGGCGAAAAUUUAGAAGUGGAAGGCGAGUUUCGCGGGUACCGAUAACCGAGACGUCCAUGGCAUCUAAUUUUGUGUCACAAGUUGAUUACGGUGGUCAACAAAAUGUCACCGAGGGUUCAAAAAACAGUCGUGGGAUUCCGUUUAAUUGGUCAAGAAUGCAUGAUCGGGGGAAGUCGUUUCUCGAUAUUGCAGGAAGAAGUCUGUCAUGUGGUUUAUCUGAUUCAAGGUCUAAAAGAGGCGGUCAAACUCAACGGGACUCUAGUCAAAUGCCCGUUAUGUCUGAUCACGAUUCUUCAUCUACAAACAGUGAAUCGCUUCCUUUAUUAAUGGACGGUUCUCAAGAAAGUCGAGAAAAUCCCGCAGCAUGGGUGCAUGAUUAUUCUGGUGAAUUGGGUCUUUACGCAGAUAAGUUGUUAAAUAGUGAAAUUGACUCGGAUCUUGCGUCAGAAGCCCGAUCGGGUCACCAUAGACGAUCGCGUGGCGAUACUCCGCACCAAAACCUCACUCAAAAGUACACGCCGAAAACAUUUCGGGAUCUAGUGGGACAGAAUUUGGCAGUACAAGCUCUCUCAAACGCAAUUGCAAAAAAGAAAGUCGGGCUGCUUUAUGUAUUUUACGGGCCUCAUGGCACCGGGAAGACCUCGUGUGCGCGUAUAUUCGCCCGGGCCUUAACUUGUCAGUCUUUGGAUCAUCCAAAACCGUGCGGGUAUUGCAAUUCUUGUGUAGCACAUGACAUGGGAAAGAAUCGGAGCGUUCGCGAAGUGGGUCCCAUGAAUAAUCUUGGAUAUAAAAGUAUUAUAAAACUUAUAGAAAACAUGAUUGUUUCUCCGCUACUGUCACAGUACCAAGUGUUCAUAAUCGAUGAUUGCGAUACGUUGCCUCCUGAAUGCUGGAGUGCUAUAUCUAAGGUUAUCGAUCGCGCUCCAAGGCGUAUGGUUUUCGUUUUAGUCAAUUCGAGUCUUGACGUUUUGCCGCAUAUAAUCAUUUCCAGGUGUCAGAAGUUCUUCUUUCCGAAGUUGAAAGAUGCGGAUAUUAUCUAUACGUUACAAUGGGUUGCAACCAAAGAAGAUCUUGAAAUCGAUAAAGAUGCAUUAAAGCUAAUAGCUUCGAGAUCUAACGGUUCGUUAAGGGACGCGGAAAUGACACUCGAGCAGCUGAGUCUACUCGGGCAAAGAAUAUCUGUUCCGCUUGUUCAAGAACUGGUUGGACUUAUAUCGGAUGACAAAUUAGUUGACCUACUCGAUUUCGCAUUAUCAGCAGAUACAGUAAAUACCGUGAAACAUUUAAGAGAAAUUAUGGAGUUGGGUGUUGAGCCGUUAGCUUUAAUGUCACAACUUGCAACCGUAGUAACCGAUAUUCUUGCGGGUAGUUAUAAUUUCAUGAAACAAAGGACCAAAAGGAAGUUCUUUAGACAACGAGAGCUAUCUAAAGAAGAUAUGGAGAAGCUGCGGUUAGCAUUGAAGACGUUAUCCGAAGCAGAAAAGCAGCUCAGAAUGUCAAACGACAAGUUGACUUGGUUGACCGCCGCUUUGUUGCAGCUUGCUCCUGAUCAGCAGUAUGUGUUACCAACGUCGUCUGUGGAUGCUAGCACUUAUCGCAGUCAGUUGGGGUUUGACAAUGGCGGUACGAGAGAUGGGUCUCACAAAAGUAACUUUGCGCAUGGUGAGACAAGCGAGAUUCAAAGGGGUUUGUUAAAAACGGGUGAAAGUUCUAGUGGAAUUCAAACGAAAAUGAAAGAAGGCUUGUAUCAGCAAGAAGUCGAAGAAAUAUGGUUUGAGGUGCUUGAGAAUAUACAGAUAAAUAGCGUAAAAGAGUUCUUGUAUCAUGAAGCAAAGCUGACAUCAGUUAGUUUCGGUGCAGAUCCAACCGUUCAGCUUAUGUUCACAUCGCAUGUGACAAAAUCGAAGGCCGAAAAGUUCAAAACCUACAUUCUAAAAGCAUUUGAGAACGUUCUUGGAUCACCCGUCACAAUCGAAAUCAGAAGUGAAUUGAGGAAAGAAACACGCGAUUCCUAUCAAGACGCGUACGCAAAACGGAGAAGUGAGAUCGUUGAAGUAGACGCUUCUCCUAGAGAACCAAAAGCUAAAAUGCAUAAUGAUACUAAGAAUUCAAGUGUCGGUUUACAAAGAAGAUUAGGGGAACAAAGUCAAUCUCGGAGUCUAGUUAGAGGUAAAGUGUCUCUUGCAGACGUAAUUCAGCAUGCAGAAUCGAAAAGAAAUGGUUGGUCAACACGCAAAGCCGUUUCCAUUGCGGAAAAACUUGAACAAGAGAAUCUGAGAAUGGAACCAAGAUCGAGAAGCUUGUUGUGCUGGAAGGCAUCUAGAGUUGCUCGUCGGAAGGUUUCUCGAUCAAAGGUUAGACGACAAAAGUCCCGGGCUUUGCUGAGAUUUGUGUUGUGUAGCAGGUGCAUAUCUACUAGAUCACCGCGGUAAUACAAAGCAUGUAGAGUCUAAUCGGUAUAUCAGUCAGUUAGUUUACAUUAAAUAAUGUCAACUCCAAGAACAAUGGUAAUGCAAAUGUGUAUUCCUUGUAUUUUUCUAGCUUUCAAUUUUCUUUAUAGGCCUUUUGCAGUUGUAAAGCGUAAACAGUUUUAUUAGUUGAUGAAUUUAUAAGUUAUAACCC
Messenger RNA from Helianthus annuus (common sunflower), 3506 nucleotides. RefSeq names its product protein STICHEL-like 3. Gene Ontology annotation, biological process: DNA-templated DNA replication; DNA repair. Gene Ontology annotation, cellular component: DNA replication factor C complex; nucleus; DNA polymerase III complex. Bases 326 to 3316 code for a protein of 996 amino acids. The record is from RefSeq and is a predicted model, not a curated record. Gene Ontology annotation, molecular function: ATP binding; DNA binding; ATP hydrolysis activity. The transcript is spliced from 7 exons. Lineage: Eukaryota; Viridiplantae; Streptophyta; Magnoliopsida; Asterales; Asteraceae.